AUGGAAGAGACGAAGCGCGGCGUCUGCGGCCAGGAUGGUUGUCGGGAAAAGAGCUACUACUUGGAAAACGGUCUAUGGUUCUGCAGACAGGGGCAUCAGCAGGAGGGCCGGCAAGUAAUUGCGGAUGAUGACGAUUUUGGCACUCAGGGGCGGACUAUUCGCCAGAAAAAGGUCACCGCAGAACGUCUAUCAAAGAAAUAUUCCGGGAGUCAAGCCUAUCAGCUUUUUUUGGAAGCGUAUCAGCUUCUCCUUUGGAAGCAAUGCCAUGCUCUUAUUAAUCAAAGGGGGUUGCCUGGGGAGCUUGAACUCAUUGUGAAAGAUUUAUGGGCGCUGCGGCUCCAGAAGCUUUACGAAAGAGAGGAUGACAAUUAUCGGUCUGACGAUAAUAUUUCGCAGCUCUUUAGCUCGCAGACUGAAUGGACCGAACUUGAUGACGAGGAGUACAGAUACCACCGGCGAAAGCUGAGCGAUUCACCCAAGGUGAUCGAUGCUGUAGCACUGUGCUAUCUGGGUACUCUAUUGCUUAGAAUUCCGGUUAGUAUCGGAUAUAUGCAAAGGUGGAUUGUUAGGGAUGAUAUUCCAUUCCUUAGGCUGAGCCGCUUUGUGCCGCAGGACAUGAAAGAAAGGCUCCCUGCAGUAUAUCAUAAUGUGCUUGACCCUCGGAAUGUUCCCACUGGGGACCAGCUCCAUCGAGCGGUUGCUGAUCUAGCUGACUUGUAUUCCCGGGACUUUGGAGUUACAUUUCCUCGCAUAAAUUUGCCUUUGCUGCUAUUCUCAUAUAUUAAGCAGCUCGCAUUACCUUUGGAGAUAUAUCCAGCAGUGAGCCGUCUGAAGGAGCUUUCAGGCUUCGAAUUCUGCUUCUCCAGACAACCCGGACGAUUUAAUCGGGUCUCUCUGCCCGAGGUUCAGCUGAUGAGCCUUGUCAUUAUUGCCGCGAAGCUGCUUUAUCCACUUGAUGACAUAAAAAGAUACCCAGAUUCUUUGCAGGAUCCAGCUGCCCAGAUCAUAGACUGGGAAGCAUGGGUGGAAACUCAGAAAGAGUUUGAUCUCAGGGGCAAGAACACUGAAAGGCUUACACGGGGGUGUGAAAUAAAGGUUGACGAGAGUGAUGUCCUUCAGAUGACACCUGCACAGCUGGAUGAUUAUAUGGACUGGUACAGCAAGAUGUGGAUUGAUACGAAGAAAGGAACCAAUCCGUUUGCAGAUAUGUUCCAGACCGACCGAGUGGACACCGAUGAAGUGAACCCGAUGCCACCGCCGGAUGACGAUGAUGAUGGUCCGGAGAUCUCCAAAAAGCUGCACAAGAUGCUAUCGAGAAUGAAAAUGAGAAGAGUAGUUGCGGAUGCCGAUGUUAUGGCGCUGGCUGAACCAGUCGCCCGACCAGGGAGCUCGUAUAAACGCUAUCGAAACGAGAGCCAGCUUUCAGAGUAUGCUAAAGCAUUUUAUCAGGCAGCCGCGCAGGUCAUAGGCGCGUCUUUAGAGACUAUGGUAUAUACUGUAUAUCGGACAGAGCAUAGGAUCCAGAAUCCGGAUGGGACCAGAAGUAGCAGCAGGAGCAAAAGCAGAUCUAGGUCGAAGAAACCGAAUGAGGAGAUGGCUGACUGUGACAUAAAAAGUGGAUAUGACCCAGCUAACUAUGAUACAACGGUGAGCAUAAUGACACAAUAAGUCACUUAG
This is a messenger RNA of Coccidioides immitis RS, 1677 nucleotides long. Its product is annotated as RNA polymerase I-specific transcription initiation factor RRN7. Gene Ontology annotation, biological process: nucleolar large rRNA transcription by RNA polymerase I; RNA polymerase I preinitiation complex assembly. NCBI's taxonomy places the organism in Eukaryota, Fungi, Ascomycota, Eurotiomycetes, Onygenales, Onygenaceae. The coding region runs from base 1 to 1668 and encodes 555 amino acids. Gene Ontology annotation, molecular function: RNA polymerase I core promoter sequence-specific DNA binding. The transcript has 8 exons. Gene Ontology annotation, cellular component: RNA polymerase I core factor complex; RNA polymerase transcription factor SL1 complex. The record is from RefSeq and is a predicted model, not a curated record.